AUGGCCUCUUUGGAGGAGUGUUUGAGACAAUACUUUGUUAUAUAUUAUAGACAACAAGAUGCAUUCAACAGACAACAAGCAAAGCCAUCUGCACGUGUUUUCACAUACGAAACUCCUCAACUAACCGGUGGUAAGUGUUUUAUAAUAUUCAUUUUUCUUUGUUUAGGUCGGAGAAGGUUUCUAUCAACUGAUUUGGAAAAGUUUUUGCGAUGUUACAAGCUGAUCAAGUGUGGCAGACAUUUCUACGAGUUGAUCCAAGAAGGACGCCCUUGUCGACCUUACUUUGAUCUUGAAUACUACAAGGAAUUUAACCCUUAUGCAGAUUCUAAAAAACUUGUAAAGGAAUUUAUUCAGAUUGUGCGUGAUUUGUUGAAAGAGAAGUUGGAUAUUACUUUAGAUGAAACUGAUUUUUUGAUCCUUGAUUCUUCAUCGGAUACCAAGUUCUCGGCUCAUAUUAUUAUUCACUUCAAGGACAAAGUCUUAUUGCCUUCUAAUACAGCUUUCAAGCUGUUUGUAAAUAUCUUAUGUACUAGAUUGACUAAUGCGAAGAAGUGUAUAUUGUGGAACAAAGACAAAGAAGUGUUUUUAUGUGAUACAGGUGUGUAUACCAAGAACAGAAACUUCAGAUUGGCAUUUAGCUCAAAAUGUGGGAAGAAAGAGAAGCUGGUGUAUGCAGAUUAUUGCAACUUUUACCGUAAGUAUUAUUGCUUAUAAGUUUAUAUUUUAGAAAGCAGAGGCAUUUCUUAUCCCCGUGCUACAAGAAUCUUUUAUGAUUCUCUUAUAAUACCUAAAGAUUAUGAAGAAUAUGAUGUUUUGGACCUAAAGGACCUUGGAGAAUGGCAAAGUAACUGUUUUAGUCGUAAGUUUUUUUGUAUUUAAAACAAACUUAACAGAUUUUCGUAUCUUUAUUAUUUUAUCAAUUUCAGUUAGUAGAACAGUUAAUGGAGCUACUUAUCGCAAUGUAUCGUCUGCUUCUGGACCUUCUCCUUUUCCUGUUAUCGACGCUUUCAUCAAGAAUAUACUGAUUCAAUACUGUCCAAAAAUUCAAAUCAGCAAAUGGGAGUUACUUUACUUUGAAGAGUAUAACUCCAGAAGGCUGCAACUCUAUUUUGCCAACUGUAGAUAUUGUUUCCACAUCAAAAGAGAACACAAAAGUCAGAAUAUUACGUGGAUUGUAUACCUUGAUCAGUUAUGGGCUCAUCAAAAGUGUUUUGAUGAGGACUGCAGGUGGUUUAGUUUUCCCAGAUAUCUAUUUCCGGAUUCAGUUAAGAGAACAUUGACAUCAAACGUUGUUGGUAAGCCGUUUCAAGCUAAUGCUGAAUACUGUGGUCGAGUCUAG
Molecule: messenger RNA, 1339 nt
Organism: Bursaphelenchus okinawaensis
Lineage: Eukaryota; Metazoa; Nematoda; Chromadorea; Rhabditida; Aphelenchoididae
Source: the annotation of a GenBank genome assembly